Molecule: messenger RNA, 709 nt
Organism: Pistacia vera
Lineage: Eukaryota; Viridiplantae; Streptophyta; Magnoliopsida; Sapindales; Anacardiaceae
Product: U3 small nucleolar ribonucleoprotein protein IMP4-like
Exons: 6
Coding region: 1-486 (161 amino acids)
Biological process (GO): rRNA processing
Cellular component (GO): small-subunit processome; Mpp10 complex; nucleolus
Molecular function (GO): rRNA primary transcript binding; snoRNA binding
Source: RefSeq, a predicted model, not a curated record
AUGAACAAUUCAAAUAUAAUUAAGGUUCAUAAUAUUGUGCCAGAUGGUUUAAUUAUAAGUCAUCUACCUUUUGGCCCAACUGCCUACUUUGGAUUACUCAACGUGGUUACCAGACAUGAUAUUAAAGACAAAAACGCUAUUGGGACAAUGCCUGAGGCUUACCCACAUUUGAUUCUUAAUAACUUCAAAACACAGCUAGGUGAAAGAACAGCGAACAUUCUAAAGCAUUUAUUUCCAGUGCCAAAGCCAGAUGCUAAACGCAUUAUCACUUUUGCUAAUCAGUCUGACUAUGUUUCUUUCAGGCAUCAUAUAUAUGAGAAGCCAGGAGGUCCUAAAUCAGUUGUGCUGAAGGAGAUUGGUCCUCGAUUUGAAUUGCGGCUUUAUCAGAUAAAGUUGGGAACAGUUGAUCAGAGUGAAGCCCAGAUUGAAUGGGUGAUCAGACCAUACAUGAACACAACCAAGAAGAGGAAGUUCCUUGGGGAUUGAUAAUCAGAGAAUCGUUGCAGGCUUUAUUCUUUGUGUAGGAUUAUGUUUUCCCGAGUACUUUGAGGUGUUGGAUUUAACAUAAUUUAUAAAAAUUUUGUUUCUCACACCCAAAUGUAUGUAGCUAAUAUUCAUGAUUACAUGGUCAUAUUAUUUAUAAUUGAUUUGAAACAAUAGUAGUUUACUUUAGAACCUUCCUGGACAAGCUCAAGGAAUAUUUUCAUUA